This is a messenger RNA of Amoebophrya sp. A25, 2385 nucleotides long. Lineage: Eukaryota; Dinophyceae; Syndiniales; Amoebophryaceae. The record is from the annotation of a GenBank genome assembly.
AGGCAUCCCUCAUCUUGUUUUGUUUUUGUACUUUUGCUUAUAUAUCCGGCUACUCGUCGUUGCGCUUGCGUUUAGCAGAAGGAUUUAUUUUUCUAAGCCGACGAAGCUGCUUGCUGUGUGUUAGCAUCCUCAUCCUCUUCCUUGAAAAUUGUCUAUGAUGAUCAUGAACCCACGACACUCUCCUUCUAUGGUAGCUAGGAUAGACGAGUUAGGAGUGUCGUUCUCUUUUCUUCAGACUCGUCAUCUCAGUCCUUGAGCUUAAAACUGUGGUUACGAGCAUUAAGUGGACGAGAACAAAGAGUCUCUCUUUCAUAAUUCCUGUGGCACAUAAUUUCCAACUACAACAACCUCCGAAGUACAAUUACUUCUACAUCAUUCAACUACAGAAUGUUAUCGUUUUUUCAACACCUCUUGCUCUCGCUCUCCUGGUGCGGUAUAGUCCUCCAGUUUGGUGGGGUCCUUGCGGUGGAGAGGAUAUCUACACCGCACGACGAAUUCCUUCAGCGAAGCGACAAAUCAAGCGACACGACCGGUAGAAGAAAAGACGGAAAUAACCAGACUUCAUCUUCUGGCACAACUUCUAGUUCUACGACUAUACCUGUAGCAAGUGCAAGUAGUAAGAUAAAUACAACAAGAACGAGCAGCAAUGGAACUUCGUUGAGCCUGAGCGAGCAUGAAAGGAACACAACUGGCGGGAAUAGAGAGCCGAUUGCAGCGGCUGCACCAGCAAGUCGAACUGACGGUGAGCCAGAGGAACAAGAUCCUCCUGUGACUUUACUACAAGAGGCUAGUAGUAGUACUGAACAGAAACCCGCAAAAGCAUCCGAUGCACAUCUAGAAGUGCAUGGUGUCAGUACCCAUAAACGUGCGUUGCCAGAGGCACCUGCUCGUGCAAGUACUGUGGAUAUUGAUGGUAGCAAGGUCGUGGAAGCAGCAGGACCUACGGUGCAAACAGUAGUGUUACCUACAGAUGAGGGACACAAGGAAACGGACAUACAAUCGAUCGAACACAUUGAGGUAAUGGCGUUCGGUCUUCGUUAUUUUUAAUGUUUGUUCUCGAUCUAUCAUACUUGAUGAUAGUUUUAGAAUUUUUGCAUUGCGACAAUUUUUGCGUUGCUACUUUUGCUACUAAACUUCGAUGUUUGCUACUUCGAUGUGAAAAUGCUGUUUAUUUCCAUUCCAAUUCCACUUCCACUAACUUCUAUCUUCUAACAACAGGUCGUCCAAACCAGCAGUGCGGUCUUCAUUCGUAUGGUUUUGGAGCGUGUUGGCCUAGUAAUCAACAUUGCUUCGCAACUCGCGCCACUCCAACGCAUCCUGCAGAUGCACAAGGAACAACGUGUAGGAUCCUUGAGUCCUUUCCCCUUCAUAAGUGGUCUAAGCUGCAACUCUCUCUGGCUUCUGUAUUCGCUGUUGAUCCGAGAACCGGUCUUAGUCCUCAGCAAUUUGUCUGGUUUAUGUUGGAACUGCUACUAUGUUUGGAGCUUCAACAAGUGGUGCCAACGCGACGCAGAAAAACGCGCUUUGUUUCUGCAGCAACUCCAGAUUGUCGUUUUGCUGUUCUUGUUGGGCGUCAUAACCGGCGGCUUCUUUUCUAUCGAAAGCUUGGGAAGCUUGGCGAGUGCAGUCCUGAUGGUGCUGCUCUGUGGACCAUUAUUGCAGUUCCCCAACGUCUACGUGACCAAAGACGUUGGACCUCUCGGCGCACCUGAGAUGGCCAUAGCGAAUUUAGCCAGUUGCGUCAUUUGGUGCGUAGUUGGGUACUUCUUUUUCCAAAAGCCCAGUGUCUGGAUCCCGCACUUGAUUGGUGGAAACAUUGCCUUAGGCAGUUGCUUUAUGUUUGCCACAAUAGGGAAAGCAAAAGUCAAGAGACGGUGGCGGAAAUGGCUCCGAGACGGGCCUGGGGGUCCCGGGCAUGCCACACAAUUUCAUGGAGAAGAUGAAGAUAGGCAGAGAAGCAGGUCCAAUGAUUCCAAGAAUCCUGAAGUAGUUGGUUCAGAAGACCAAGCGCUUGGAGAAGCGACAGCGCAUUUCGAGUAUCCGAUAAGCAACUCGAUCAAUAGAUGUGAUAGGACCAGCGUUAGCAGCAUGGAUUCAUGGGAGAGCGGUGAUUCGCAAUUGAGUAUGACGCAUAGAGUAUAGCAGCUCACGACUACUUAUCCACCCACCCUUGUUCCCACGAGCACCCUUGAACAGAAACAGUAUAAUGUUCUGAUCCCCAACCCCAUCCUUAUCCUUGUGGUCUGUGUUGAAACCCAAACAACUACGCACCUAGUACUAGUAGAUCCACCAAUGUGAUUGCGGUUUGACGGUUACGCUUUGGACACUUGUCGUGAUCGAAAAAGUUUGAUGUGCUUUCUCAUCUAGUAUGAGACCGACAACUCU